AAAUGCCGGGUCUUCCCCGAAGUCCGCCAUCCCACUGCAACCACCCUUUUUAUACCCUCCCCCCUGACCAGACCUGUUCACAGGAAAAAAAAAAGGAAAAAGUCCCAUAGACCUCCAAAGAAAUCCAUGAGUAGUCCAGUGCCACGUCUUCCCCUCCUCCCCCUCUUCCUCCUCUUCAUCACCCACUCCCAAAGUAACACUUCUUCUACCGCAGAGACUACCACAACAAGUGCUAACAUCUCUUCUUGCCUCCUCUCCUCCCGUGUCCAAAACUUCACCCUCUUCUCCUCUCCACCUUCCAUCCAAUACUCCAAUCUCCUCAACUUUUCCAUCCAAAAUCUCCGCUUCGCUUGCCCCUCCGUCCACAAGCCCUCCACCCUCAUCCUCCCAAACACCCAACAUGAGCUCCAAAGCUCCAUCGUUUGCUGCCGUUCUUCUUCCUUGACCAUCAGACUAAGGAGCGGCGGUCACAGCUAUGAAGGCUUAUCCUACACCGCGGGACAGCACACCCCCUUCGCGAUCAUAGACUUGAUGAACCUGAACCGGGUCUGGAUCGAUUCCGGCUCGUCCACUGCCUGGGCCGAGUCGGGCGCUACAGUGGGCGAGAUAUACCACGCCGUCGCCCGGUCCAAGCGGCCCCUGGCCUUCUCGGCCGGGACCUGCUCGACCGUCGGCAGCGGCGGGCUUAUCUCCGGAGGCGGCUUCGGCUUCCUCUCUCGGAAGUACGGCCUCGCUGCCGAUAACGUCUUGGACGCGGUUCUCAUCGACCCGGCCGGUCGAGCUCUGGACCGGAAAUCCAUGGGCGAGGACGUCUUCUGGGCCAUCCGGGGCGGCGGUGGCGGAAGUUUCGGUGCGGUCUACGCCUGGAAGCUCCGGCUCGUCCCGGUCCCGGACCGGGUCACCGUGUGCUCGAUCAGCCGGCCUGGCUCGGUCAGGAAAGUUGCCGAGUUGACUCACAAGUGGCAGUACGUGGCCCCGAAUCUCCCGGACGAGUUCUUUCUCUCAAAAUUUAUCCAAGGGUCAACGACUGGGAACCUCACCAACAAGUUCUUGGGCCUAUUCCUCGGCCCUAAAGGAACCGCACUUUCCAUACUGCGCCAAAGAUUCCCCGAGUUGGCCGUAUCAGAAUCGGAGUGUAACGAGACGAGUUGGAUCGAAUCGGCGGUCAGAUUCACCGAUCUAAAAUCCGUCUCCGAUCUACUGAACCGCGAGCCGACAUCGAAGAAGUACUUCAAGGCCAAGUCGGACUACGUGAGGGCCCCAAUCACGAUGGAGGGUCUGAUCACAGCCGUUGAUUUGUUAUCCAAGCAGCCAAAAGCGUUUGUUUUUUUUGAUCCGUACGGUGGAGAGAUGGGCAGGAUAGCGAGCGGUGAUCUGCCGUUCCCUCACCGGAGGGGGAAUUUGUAUGGGAUCCAGUACGUGAUCCAUUGGAACAAGGGUGAGGACGGAAUGGCGUACGUGGCAUGGAUACGGAGGCUCUACGAGUACAUGGGACGGUUCGUUUCGAAGAACCCCCGGGUGGCGUUCGUGAAUUUUGUGGACCUUGAUCUUGGGACCAUUCAAUGGACCACAAGAAGUGGUGGGUCCUGGGACGCGGUGGGUGUGGCGAGGGCGUGGGGUGAGCGGUAUUUCUUGGGGAACUACGACCGGUUGGUGAGGGCCAAGACGGCAAUUGAUCCGGAUAAUGUGUUCAGAAAUGAGCAGAGCAUUCCUCCGUUGCCCAAAGGAGGUUCUUAAACUAAUAUUAUUCCAGAAACGACCUAUGUGUUUCAGGGUAGAAUUAGAGGUGGUGAUAAUUAAGCAAAGAGGAGGAAAAAUGCGAGAAGCACCUGGAUUGAGCUGGGAGGAAGAGUUAGUAGAUGGUGAAAAUCAAAUAUGGAGAAAAAAUAGAAAAAAUAUGGAGGAAAAAUAUGGUGAUAAUCAAAACAAGGGAGAAAAUAGAUCUGCAGCUGAAUGAAGUAGAUAUGAAGCUGCAUGGAGAAAAAAUAAAAAUUUACAUGGAGUAUUACUAGGGAAGGACAAAAGAAGGCAACAAUUUCUAUUACUCAAAAUAUGGAGCUGCCACUCUUUUUUUUUUUGGUUUUACUACAUCCUAUUUCUCUCUCCUUUACGUUUUCUUCCUUUCUUUUCACCUUCCUCUUCUUCCUCUUACUUCUUUGAAACGCUGUGUCGUGUCAUUUUACCAGUUAUUCUUCAGUUGCCACUUCUAUAACCUCUUUUUCUCGUUUUCCUUCUCUUUCUCCUAUGCUAUUCACCUGCAAUACUGUUAUCUUUCCUUUCCAUAUGCUAUUCUGUGUCCUCUCUUCUUUGUUUCAUCCUGUCAUAGCUCACCCCUUAUUCCUGUUCUAUCAUUGUCGUGUUAUUUAAUGCAAAUGCUUUCAGCUCGGGUUACGGUGACUACAUCGACAUUUUACUACUAGAGCUGUGGAAUUACUUCUACGAGUGUCAGCAACUUGUAUCUGCUGUGCAUUUAUCCUUUUCAAAAGAUCGAUUAACUUGUUAUCAAUUAUAUGUUACAAA
Messenger RNA from Elaeis guineensis (African oil palm), 2520 nucleotides. RefSeq names its product berberine bridge enzyme-like A. The record is from RefSeq and is a predicted model, not a curated record. NCBI's taxonomy places the organism in Eukaryota, Viridiplantae, Streptophyta, Magnoliopsida, Arecales, Arecaceae. Gene Ontology annotation, molecular function: FAD binding; oxidoreductase activity.